GUUGCGUAUUUGUGAAAGGCACACAGCGAGGCUAGGGUCAUGCUGGCUCAAUGUCACCAAGCAAGCACUGAACUAGGAGUAAGGAAGCAUGGACUGAAAUAGGUGAUUCUGUUGCAUACGAUAAGAUUUGAAAGCCAGGCAUCAUGUCUGCCAACAGUUCCAGACUCCUGAUCUCUGCAGUAAGGACUGUCCGCUGUCAGUCCUGUGGAGCCCAGCCUCUGAGACUCGCACCCUUGGCCAGAGCCUAUUCCAUCGACAGCCCCACCCUGAUCGGGGGCUCACAGAAAUCGCAGGCUAUUCAGAAACUGGAGAAGCUUUCAAACAGCCACAGCUUAACCCAUAGGAACCUAUCAGCAGUGGCUAGUUCAUUAAAGGGGCAAUACAGACCGUUGUCAAGGUUUGACUUCCUGGAUGUCGGGGAGGUAGAAGAGAACAUUAAGAAAGCCCUAACCUGCCGCGGCCUUCGGCGGUUCAUUGUCAAUCCAGACAUUGCCAGUCUGAUUGCUGAUCACCUGGACAGUGACCUGUCAGAAAACAGGGCUGUAAUAUUUGAAUGUAACCCUGGUCCUGGAGUUCUCACACGAACACUGCUUAAUGCCGGUGCCCAGCGAGUGGUAGCACUUGAAAGUGAGAAGACCUUUCUGCCAGACCUGCAGGCAUUAGAGAGCAGUCUGGAUGGCCGGUUGGAAGUUGUGCACUGUGAUUUCUUCAAGCUUGAUCCAAUUGGUAAAGGACCCAUGAAGCCACCUGCCAUGUUCACAGAGAAACUCUUCAAUGACCUGGGAAUAACAGAGGUUCCUUGGACUGCAGAUGUUCCUGUGAAAGUCAUUGGGAUUUUCUCCCAGAGGAACGAGAGGAACAUGCUCUGGAAGCUCAUCUAUGCUCUCUAUGAGCGCCUCUCCGUGUUCCGGUACGGCAGGGUAGAGCUCAUCAUGUUCAUCAGUGAAAAAGAAUACACGAAACUGACUGCCAAUCCGGGGGAUUUGAGGCAGUACCAGGCUCUAGGUGUACUCUGGCAGAUGGCUUGUGACAUACAGCUUCUACAUAAGGAACCAUGGUCUUCAUUUGUAACAACAUCCAAGCAUGGGGGUCCUGCAAUUCCACGAAGCAUGUUCACAAAUGAUCAUCUGUGUCUGGUCAGGAUGACCCCACGUAGAGAUCUUUUUACAGGCACCUUGACCACCUCCAAUUCAGCAACACUUGUGAUGAUGAUUAAACAGUGCCUGGCCAAACGUAAAGCUAAACUGGUUGACAGACUAAACUCCUGGAGUCCUGGCAGUGGACCGAAGCUGCUGAAACAGCUGGAGCUGCCAGAGGACAUUUUCACAGGCCACAUCUAUCCAGAGGAAUAUAAACAUCUCUUCCAGGCCAUGGAGCAUUCAGAGGAAUUUCUCCAGAGCUGGUUGUAUGAAGAGAUCCUGGAAAAUACUCAGAACACUGGCUUUCAGUAGAGAGUAUUUUGUCUGAGCACACAGCAAGUACAAUGAGGGGCUGAUUCUGUUACCCUGAACCUGCUGGGAUAAAUUGCAUUACAGAGAAUCACCCCUGGUUUGCAUCAGCUAACCUGCUUUCAUUACCCCUAAAGACAAGUGGCUGAUUUAGUUCAGAUGGAUUAUGUAGUGCUGGAAAACACUUUGCAAGUCCAGCUGUGGCUUAUCCCGGUAUACGUUAAGUCAGCCGCUUGGCACGGCCUUUUGCAGUGUAUUGGUACUUCAAGGGAUAAUGAGCAAUUCCUUUCUAAUUUUUUUGCUAAUUGGUGCAAAACCUUUGCUAGUAGUAACAAAGAAAGGGAGUUUGCAGGGCCAGGUGUAACAUUAACGCUAUGAGGUACUUCUAGCUGAAUCGUUAUGACAAUAGGAAAUAUUACUGGAAGCCUUGGUUACUUAUAGUCUAAAAUUACUGGAUCCUUGUUCUUGUCAUAACUCCCUGUUGUAAAUCCAGAGACAAUUCUGAUGUAUUUUUCAUAUUGGUAAUCAAUCUCCUUUUCAUAUUCACCUCCCUGUGUAGACUCCAGUUCAUAGCUCUAGAUAAGAGCAGAUUAGUUAGUUUGGAUUGAAUUAUCAGUCUUAGUGCUGUUAACUUCAAUUACGUACAAGUGGUGGGUGCUGUGCAGAAGAUGCACGGUUUCAGAUGUUGGUUUUGUUAACCUUGGUACACUUUGGGCUGGCUUUUAAUUCUCUAAAUGGCAGCUAUGUUUAGAUCCGCCUCAGUUUCAGAUAAUUAAACUGUCCCUCUUCCUUGCUAUAGCAUGAAGUUUAUUUCAAAGUGUCUGCAAGCAUCAAAUAAUUAUAUAUCCAAACCAGCUUUCAGAAAAAGUUUAAAUAAAUGAAUACAUGUGGACUACAUCUAGAAAACCGUCUCAUUAUGUCUUAUUUUUAUGUGAAAUGAUAUUCUGUGCAAAAUCCAUAACACUGCUGUAUUUACAUAUUAUGUAUGUUGAAACAGUGCAUAUUUUAUGUAUGGACAGAGAAAAUGAACUCCUAUUAAAAAAAAAAAGAAAAA
Molecule: messenger RNA, 2502 nt
Organism: Polyodon spathula (Mississippi paddlefish)
Lineage: Eukaryota; Metazoa; Chordata; Actinopteri; Acipenseriformes; Polyodontidae
Gene: tfb2m
Product: transcription factor B2, mitochondrial
Exons: 9
Coding region: 144-1451 (435 amino acids)
Biological process (GO): transcription initiation at mitochondrial promoter; rRNA methylation
Cellular component (GO): mitochondrial matrix
Molecular function (GO): mitochondrial transcription factor activity; rRNA (adenine-N6,N6-)-dimethyltransferase activity
Source: RefSeq, a predicted model, not a curated record